AUGCGGUCGCGGGGCGUUGUGCUCACGCUCUGCGCCACGAGCGCCACGGGGUUCGUCACGUGUACGCGCUCGACGUCGCUCACCGAGAUCUUUACCAAUUGGUGCAUUUGCCAGCCGUGCAACCUCUGCAGCUACAAACUCUUCCAAGGCUGCGACGUCCUUCUGACCAACGCGGUCUCGACGUCCGACGGCUCGGACAUUCCGACGCGUCAACCGCUUUUGGCCUCGAGUGACUGGUUCCUCACCGCCGACGAGAUUACAAACGCACGCGGCGGCGUCCCGCGAACGUCAUUAGCCACGAGCACGUCGGGCAACUUCAUGCACAUCUUUGCCGACACGAGCAGCACGUUUGCGGCGAUUCAUCACGAUCUCUUAACGGCCCACACCGCGUACUUUACAAGCUGGACGCUUGGCGACAUCCCGUAUCUGCCACACAUUGACCCCGCCAUUACGUUCAAGUCGACGUGGGGCAAGGCGAUCACAACCAAUGGCCUCAGCGCGCACGGGCUCGUUUGGUCAAACCUUCCAGAACUCGAUCGCGUCACGGACAUGCAUGCGUGGAUGAACUCGCUCACGCCCUCGCAUGGCGCGCGCGUUCAGCUCAUGACCGACGACCGCGUCACGUCGAUCACUGGCUCGCUGCACCAAAAGAGUUUGGUUCUGAGCAUAGGCAACCAGGUCUGGGCCUACGCCGGCGGGAUGGAUCAGGCUUUUGAUCGAUGGGACACCAAGUACCACAACGAGUCGGCGCUGCGCAACGCAGCCCACAUCCGUACCAACAACAACGGCUGGAUCGACGUUCAUUCGCGCGUCCAAGGGCCCGCGGCCGUGGAUAUUUUGCACAAUUUCUUGGACCGUUGGAACGACCCUAACCCGCCCGGUUCGGCGCUCGGACCGCCGUUCGUGACGCCGCCGAUGCCAUUGCAAGCAUCGUGGAACGUGCCGCAAACGUUUUUUUCAUCGGCAGCGCUGCUCUCGUCGCUCGCGAUCAACACCUCGGCGGGCCCCCACGACCUGCAACUACCAUGGGUACGCGUCGUUUGCACCGCACGGCGAGACGUCGAUCCUCGCGGGCCGCAUCAAGGCCAUCCGGAACGCGAAAAACUACAUUUACAUUGA
This is a messenger RNA of Saprolegnia parasitica CBS 223.65, 1119 nucleotides long. RefSeq lists its product as hypothetical. The coding region runs from base 1 to 1119 and encodes 372 amino acids. Gene Ontology annotation, biological process: phospholipid catabolic process. The record is from RefSeq and is a predicted model, not a curated record. Gene Ontology annotation, cellular component: plasma membrane. The transcript has 2 exons. Lineage: Eukaryota; Oomycota; Saprolegniomycetes; Saprolegniales; Saprolegniaceae. Gene Ontology annotation, molecular function: D-type glycerophospholipase activity.